Molecule: messenger RNA, 1906 nt
Organism: Physcomitrium patens
Lineage: Eukaryota; Viridiplantae; Streptophyta; Bryopsida; Funariales; Funariaceae
Product: F-box/kelch-repeat protein At2g44130
Biological process (GO): negative regulation of cytokinin-activated signaling pathway; regulation of phenylpropanoid metabolic process
Molecular function (GO): protein binding
Source: RefSeq, a predicted model, not a curated record
CCCUUCUUUUCGCAGCUUCUGAUGAACUGGGUGCGAUGAAUUUUAACCACGAAGAAGGCCAUGCAUGAUCUGACAAUCAAGCUGCUCAGUUCCUCCAGGAGGAUCGAUCGGUGCUCUGUAUCCAUGCAAUCGCAGAAUCGUGAAAGACGUCGACAUGCAGCAGUUGAUCGAAGACAGUGGCAGCUGAUUGUGGCAUUGCAGGAUUUGAAAAAACAUGGCGUGGCCUGGCGAUCGACACAACGUCGAAGCAGUUCCAAUUUCCCUACUUGCUCUGUGUCGGUGUAACGCCUCUUUAAAAAUUCGGCUGCUGUUAUUGUGAGAUACAAUCUGUCGCCACAUGUAGAAAUCCUCGCGUAUACAGAGAACCCGUGAUGCCCGUGGCUUCUCUCCGCUUCGAAUCUUGAGACAGAAUUUUCGCCUGAUGCAAUCACAAUGGCGCGAGUAGCUGGGCGCCAUACCACUACCGAAAUAGGUACAGAGAGAAAUUACGUUCUGGAGCAAGGUCUCGUACCAUUUCUCCCAGAUGACGUUGCCCUCCAAUGUCUCCUACGAGUUCCAGCGAAAUCUCACCCUCAUCUGCGGGGCGUCUGCCGAAAAUGGAGAGAUCUAGUUAAUAGCAGGCAAUUCUACGAGCUCCGGCAGAAGGAGGGCACCACGGGGCGUUGCACAUGCUUGCUGCAAGCCAUGCAGCAGAGAAACUCGCACCAGGCUCCCGUAUUCGGGGUGAGCCUCUUGAACGAGAAAAAUUCAUGGGGAAGGCUGCCACAGCUCCCCGAUUUCGAUCAUCACAGCCUCCCGCUCUUUUGCCGAUUCGCAUCUGUCGAGGGGAAUCUAGUGGUGCGCGGAGGAUGGGACCCCUCAACCACGGAGGACCUUCAAUCGGUCUACAUCUUCAGCUUCUCCUCGAGAACCUGGCGCCGCGGUGCGGAUAUGCCAACGACACGAUCCUUCUUCUCAUGCGGUGCCCUAAAUGGUCACAUCCUAGUCGCUGGAGGCCACGACGCAGAUAAAAACGCUCUUCGCAGCGCCGACUGCUACAACCUCAGAGAAAACUGCUGGAAAUCGUUACCAAACAUGAGCGCUGAACGUGACGAAUGCGCGGGUGCCGUUCUUGAUGGAAAGUUCUACAUCAUCAGCGGAUACCCUACACUCUCGCAAGGGGAAUCCUGCCGCGACGCCGAGAUUUACGACCCCGAGCUCAACAAAUGGAUGCCAUGCCCAAACAUGUUUGGGCAUGCUGGCUCUGGAGUCCAAGCCCGAGAGACCGAGCAGCGUCAUUGCCACGGCGGGUCGUCUCUUCGCCAUCCACCGCAACGAACUUGUGAGCUACUCUACAAAGAGAAACUUCUGGGAGGUGGUGGACACGAUGCCCGGGGGGGAUGCAGGAAUUGCCUAUGCUACCUGCGCCACGGCGUUCGGCAACAGUAUCGUUGUGACUGGCCCCUCCAGUAGCGAUGGGGGGAGCCACAGAACGCUCCUGUACACAUUGCCAUCUUCAGCGGUGCCAGACAGUAGGUUGGGGUGCAAGCAACUUGGGUUGGGAGAUGGUGCCUGUGCAUGAGCCAUACCUGGGCGUUGUUCAAGUGUCCUGCGUCGUCGAGGUUUGAAGGUCAUUGUAAGCAGGUUGUAUCAUAGAUCAUGUUCUGUAAAUAGUUUCUUUCCGUCAAUCACAUGUAGCCUGCACGUUUGUUGUUUCUACCGACGCGUGCAGAGCACAGUCGGUGAUCCAUUUAAGCAGUCACACUGCUAUGGCAGUUUUGAAACUUACAAAUCAUGAAUACACAUGUGGGCAUGGUGCAAAUCAGGACAAGUAGAAAACAUGUAAACCCAAAAGUGUUUCCAUCAAAUAAAUCAUCUAUCUCUAUGCUGUCAGACUGCAGGAAAUGCUGUUGACAUUUCCACCGUA